Hylaeus anthracinus is the source of this 1713-nucleotide messenger RNA. RefSeq names its product achaete-scute complex protein T3-like. The record is from RefSeq and is a predicted model, not a curated record. Gene Ontology annotation, biological process: sensory organ development; regulation of neurogenesis; positive regulation of transcription by RNA polymerase II. The transcript is spliced from 2 exons. Gene Ontology annotation, molecular function: RNA polymerase II transcription regulatory region sequence-specific DNA binding; DNA-binding transcription factor activity, RNA polymerase II-specific; protein dimerization activity. The coding region runs from base 1 to 912 and encodes 303 amino acids. Gene Ontology annotation, cellular component: RNA polymerase II transcription regulator complex. Lineage: Eukaryota; Metazoa; Arthropoda; Insecta; Hymenoptera; Colletidae.
AUGACCUUAGUGAGAUCGAAGGAGGAGAACGUAUUGCCCAUCAUGUUGAGCGUGCAGCAACAGCAUCAUCACCAUAAUCUCCAUGGUUCUAACGCAACCAGUGCGCAAACCCAUCGCGGCAACGUGAUUGUUUCCACGAGCAGUAUACCGAGCAAUGACAUCAAGACGAUGCAGCAACACGGUUGCAAACGAUCCAAGAUUUACGGGCAACCGACCGGACCGUAUGGCACGGUUCCCCAUCAGCCAGCUUCCGUAGCAAGAAGAAAUGCCCGUGAACGGAAUCGCGUGAAACAGGUGAACAAUGGAUUCGCGACUCUGAGGCAACAUAUACCUCAAAGCGUGGCGCAGGCUCUCGGAGGAAGUACAGCCGGCACGCACGGUGGAUCCAGAGCUGGUAGUAAAAAGUUAUCGAAAGUCGAAACGCUCAGGAUGGCGGUCGAAUAUAUAAGAAGUCUUCAGCGUCUGUUGGACGAGCACGACGGUGGCUCGGAUCUUACCAAUGUAUCUUCGCCAACCUCGUCGCCGCCUUCCUCGACUUCCUCUUCUUCGUCCACGUGUAGCUCUGGCAACGGAAUCGGAGUCGAGUCCAGUCACCACUCUCCCGAGCUAAGACUUCGCGGCAACGUCAACAACGAGAUUCGGCAUCACAGCCCUGACUUGACAGCCCAUCGACACCAACAUCUCAGACAAAAUCCUAGCCCAACGUUUGUACCGGCACCAUGUUCCGAAGCGUCCAGUUCCCCAACGCCGAGUUUCGUUUCCGAAGCAUCCUCGGUUGGCAGUCAAGGCUACGGUGGAACCUCGGGUACUCUCUACGCGACGCAUUCCGAUGCUUACGAUAAUUACGAACCCAUGAGUCCGGAAGACGAAGAAUUAUUAGACGUUAUCUCUUGGUGGCAGCAAAGUCAAUGAGAGGAGCGGGGUUAUACUUCGGCUCCGACUUGGUCCAGCGUUUUCUCAAAGGAACAGAGUCACAGGACCGAUGAAAAAAAGGACCGAUAGGGGACGAUGAACAGCGGCUGUUCCACUAACUGUGAUCUAGUCAUAUUAAUAUUAAUAUCGUGUACAGAUGUAAUUUUACCAAUCGACGAAAGCGCGUCCUUUUUAUUUGUAGAGAUAACGAUAGUCCUUUGUUCUCGAGAUACUAUGCUUAAGAGUUUAGCGAUCGACGACCACGAAGGUUUCUAUUAUCGAUCAAUUUCGAAGUACAUACGGAGCGCAUUUUCCAUUAUGCUUAUCGCAUACAGAAUGUAGGAUAAUGUCGUAUCGACAUUAGCUGCAUCCUCGAAAGAUUUCCAGCAGCAUUCAACAGUGCCUUAUAAGAUUGUUUAAUUAUUAAUCGACGAACCGUUGAUUGAAGCCUAUAGUUGUACGGUUCCCAUCAACGCCAGCGUAAGUAAUUUAAUUCCGGUAUCGAAUAUGAAACUUGGUUAAGAAUUUCUUCGACUAUUAAACGUUAAUACUGGGAGAAUCGAGUCGUUGUAAAAUUCACGAAUGUUAACAACGUUUGAAAGUAUUUGCGACUCGAUCGAUACUCGCACGGACCAUCUAACGAUUCAAAUAUUUCUAGAAAUUCGAACAGAUACUUGAAUGAUGUUUCCGUGGGUCGUGAGACGCGAAAGGGUGCAUUUUAUAGUAUUGUAUUAAAACGACUUGUAACGAACGCGGUAUGUAAACAGUGCGUAUGGAACGGAAUCGAUCGGAUAAAUUCAA